Messenger RNA from Zingiber officinale, 878 nucleotides. Its product is annotated as non-specific lipid transfer protein GPI-anchored 13-like. Gene Ontology annotation, biological process: lipid transport. The record is from RefSeq and is a predicted model, not a curated record. Bases 108 to 704 code for a protein of 198 amino acids. Lineage: Eukaryota; Viridiplantae; Streptophyta; Magnoliopsida; Zingiberales; Zingiberaceae. The transcript is spliced from 3 exons. Gene Ontology annotation, molecular function: lipid binding.
AAACUUUUUUUUUUUAAGGUAAUAAAAAGGGGGGAAAUUUUGUCUAUUUAUAUUUGCAUUCCACUACUCGCCACCACCAUCACCGGUCGGCCAUCUGCAGUUUAACUAUGGCUCCAUUGAAUUGCAAGUGGGUGGUGGCGGCGGCGGCAGUUGCGGUGGCGGUGUUGGCGCCGGCGGCGCGGUCGGACUUCGCGAGCGACCGGGCGGAGUGCGCGAGCCAGCUGUUGGGGCUGUCGACGUGCAUACAGUACGUGCAGGGGGAGGCGCCGUCGCCGACGCCGGACUGCUGCUCCGGGCUGAAGCAGGUGACGGCGAAGAGCCUGAAGUGCCUCUGCAUGCUCGUCAAGGACCGCAACGAGCCGCAGCUCGGCAUCCGGAUCAACGUCUCCCUCGCGCUCGACAUGCCGACGCGCUGCAGCGUCCCCGCCAACGUCUCCGACUGCCCCAGAUUACUUAACCUGCCACCCAAUUCGACGGAUGCACAAGUUUUCCUACAAUUCGAAAAGGAUCUUGCAGCACGUGCAGCUACCGGCGGCUCAGGCAAUAAUACAUCAGGGGGCUCGCGCUUGAGAGGCAAUGACGUUGUAGGCGGGCGGAGCUCUACUGACGUGAGUGGCAGCCAAGAAAUUAAGGGAUGCGUGAAGUUAGUAACGGGCCUGAGCUUGGCUGUCUCCAUCCUCCUCCAUCUCAUCGUGUUCGAGUAGAAGGAAAGAACAUGUUCAAUUUGUAAGUGGGCAAAAAUAUACUGUACCCAAUGAAUAAUUAGGAAUAAUAUGUUGAAUCAAUUAAUUGUAUGGACUUAUAUGUAAGAGAUUAUAUACUGUGGGUUGUUUAGUAAAGUUAAGUCCGAAUUAAAAUGAUCAUCUAAGUUUUGGUCA